Molecule: messenger RNA, 5485 nt
Organism: Grammomys surdaster
Lineage: Eukaryota; Metazoa; Chordata; Mammalia; Rodentia; Muridae
Gene: Adamts7
Product: ADAM metallopeptidase with thrombospondin type 1 motif 7
Exons: 24
Coding region: 266-5245 (1659 amino acids)
Biological process (GO): proteolysis; extracellular matrix organization
Cellular component (GO): extracellular matrix
Molecular function (GO): metalloendopeptidase activity
Source: RefSeq, a predicted model, not a curated record
UUUUCUUUCUUUCUUUCUUCUUCUUUUUUUUUUCUCGGCUUCUCGCUCUCUUUCUUUGCCUCGGCAGCUGGCUGAGGGGGCGGGCCUUGCAGUCUUUGUUGCCGGAGGAGCGAGUGCAGCUGCCCGGCGGCUAGAGUCAGGACCUGGACCUUGGGAAGAGUUUAAAGCCAGGCAUGUCCUGAGUCGGACCCAGGCUCGGUUGGGACGCAAACGCGCAGACGAAGGCGUGCACAAGGGGUCUUCCUGAGGCCGCCCUGUCCUGGCCAUGCACCGUGGUCCGAGUCUCCUCCUGAUCUUGUGCGCUCUGGCUCCCCACGUCCCCGGACCUGCAUCAGGUCUUGUGACUGAGGGCCGGGCAGGUUUGGACAUUGUGCACCCGGUGCGAGUGGAUGCUGGAGGCUCCUUCCUGUCCUAUGACCUGUGGCCACGGGUGGUACGCAAGCGAGAUGUGUCUGUUAGGAAGGCCUCAUCUGCUUUCUACCAGCUGCAGUACCAAGGGCGGGAGCUGCUUUUCAACUUGACCACCAACCCUUAUCUCCUGGCUCCCGGCUUUGUGAGGGAGAUUCGACGUCAAAGCAGCCUAGGCCAUGUGCACAUCCAAACCAGUGUCCCAACUUGCCAUUUGCUUGGUGAUGUUCAGGACCCAGAGCUGGAAGGCGGCUUUGCAGCCAUCAGUGCCUGUGAUGGUCUAAGAGGUGUGUUUCAGCUCUCCAAUGAGGACUACUUCAUCGAGCCUCUGGAUGGAGUUCCAGCUCAGUCUGGACAUGCCCAGCCCCAUGUGGUGUACAAGCACCAAGGCUCUAGGAAGCAGGCCCAGCAGGAUGGUUCCAGGGCUUCAGGCACCUGUGAAGUGCAAGUGUCCCCAGAGCUGGAGCACCAGCGAGAACAUUGGGAACAGCAGCAGCAGAAGCGGAGGCAGCAGCGAUCCGUCAGCAAAGAGAAGUGGGUGGAGACCCUGGUAGUGGCUGAUUCCAAGAUGGUGGAGUAUCAUGGGCAGCCGCAAGUGGAGAGCUAUGUGCUGACGGUCAUGAACAUGGUGGCUGGACUCUUUCAUGAUCCAAGCAUUGGGAACCCCAUUCAUAUCACCAUUGUGCGCCUUAUCAUACUGGAAGAUGAGGAGAAGGACUUAAAGAUCACACACCAUGCGGAAGACACCCUGAGGAACUUCUGUAGGUGGCAGAAAAGCAUCAACAUGAAGGGUGAUGACCACCCACAGCACCAUGACACUGCCAUCCUGCUUACCAGGAAGGAUUUGUGUGCAUCCAUGAACCACCCUUGCGAAACGCUGGGCCUGUCUCAUGUGUCUGGCUUGUGCCAACCUCAGCUCAGCUGUAGUGUCAGUGAGGAUACUGGCCUGCCACUGGCCUUCACAGUGGCCCAUGAGCUAGGACACAGUUUUGGCAUUCAGCAUGACGGCACCGGCAAUGACUGUGAGUCCAUUGGGAAACGGCCUUUCAUCAUGUCUCCACAGCUCCUGUAUGACAGAGGCAUUCCGCUCACCUGGUCCCGCUGCAGCCGCGACUACAUCACCAGGUUCCUUGACCGUGGCUGGGGUCUGUGCUUAGAUGACCAUCCAGCCAAGGAUGUCAUUGAGUUCCCCUCGGUGCUGCCCGGUGUCCUGUACGAUGUGAACCACCAGUGCCGCCUUCAGUAUGGGCCUUAUUCAGUCCACUGCAAGGACAUGGAUGAUAUCUGCCACACAUUAUGGUGCUCUGUGGGGACCACCUGUCACUCCAAGCUGGAUGCGGCUGUGGAUGGCACACGCUGUGGGAAGAAUAAGUGGUGUCUCAAUGGAGAGUGCGUCCCUGAGGGCCUCCAGCCCGAGGCGGUGGACGGUGGCUGGUCCGGUUGGAGUGCCUGGUCUGUCUGCUCGAGGAGCUGUGGCGUGGGUGUACGGAGUGCUGAACGACAGUGCACACAGCCUGUGCCUAAGAACAGAGGCAAGUACUGUGUGGGGGAGCGGAAGCGGUUCCGGCUCUGCAACCUGCCAGCCUGCCCGCCGGACCGUCCCUCUUUCCGCCACACCCAGUGUAGCCAGUUUGAUGGCAAGCUCUAUAAGGGCAAGCUGCAUAAAUGGGUGCCUGUGCUCAACGAUGAGAACCCCUGUGAGCUGCACUGCCGGCCCUCUAACUACUCCAAUACAGAGAAGCUGAGGGAUGCCGUGGUGGAUGGCACCCCCUGUUACCAAGGCCGUGUCAGCCGUGACAUCUGCAUCAAUGGCAUCUGUAGGAAAGUGGGCUGUGACUUCGAGAUUGACUCUGGUGCUGAGGAGGACCGCUGUGGUGUGUGCCAGGGGGAUGGCUCUACAUGCCACACCGUGAGCAGGACCUUCAAGGAGGCUGAAGGCCUGGGGUAUGUGGAUGUAGGGCUGAUCCCAGCUGGAGCCCGAGAAAUUCUCAUUGAGGAGGUGGCUGAGGCUGCCAACUUCCUGGCCCUGAGGAGUGAGGACCCAGAUAAGUACUUCCUCAAUGGCGGCUGGACCAUCCAGUGGAAUGGGGACUACCAGGUGGCAGGCACUACCUUCACCUAUGCACGGAAGGGCAACUUGGAGAACCUCACAUCCCCAGGCCCCACCAGUGAGCCUGUCUGGAUCCAGCUGCUGUUCCAGGAGAAGAACCCUGGGGUACACUACCAGUAUACCAUCCAGAGGGACAGUCACGAUGGAGUCCAGCCACCUGAGUUCUCCUGGCAUUAUGGGCCCUGGACCAAGUGCACGGUCACCUGUGGCACAGGAGUGCAGAAGCAGAGCUUGUACUGCAUGGAGAGGCGGGCCGGAGUUGUAACUGAGGAGCACUGUGACCCUCUAAAUCGGCCCGUUGACCGCCAGAGGAAAUGCAGUGAGGAGCCCUGUCCCCCCAGGUGGUGGGCAGGGGAGUGGCAGCCGUGUUCCCGAUCCUGCGGGCCUGAAGGCCUCUCUCGCCGGGCUGUGUUCUGCAUACGUAGUAUAGGGCUGGAUGAGCAGCGUGCCCUUGAGCCAUCUGCCUGUGAACAUCUUCCCCGCCCCUUGGCUGAAACUCCGUGCAACCGUUAUAUAACCUGUCCUUCCACCUGGGGUGUGGGGAACUGGUCUCAGUGCUCUGUGACAUGUGGAGCUGGCAUUCGGCAACGAACUGUCCUCUGCAUCAACAAUACUGAUGUCCCUUGUGAUGAAGCUGAGAGACCAAUAACUGAGACCUUUUGUUUUCUGCAACCCUGCCAGUAUCCCAUGUACAUAGUGGACACAGGUGCCUCUGGGAGUGGCUCCUCCAGCUCCGAGCUCUUCAAUGAGGUUGACUUCAUCCCGAACCAGCCGGCCCCACGCCCUUCCCCAGCAUCCUCACCCAAGCCAGUCAGCAUCAGCAACGCCAUUGAUGAGGAGGACCUGGAAUUGGAUCCGCCAGGGCCUGCGUUUGUGGAUGAUUUCUAUUAUGACUACAAUUUCAUUAAUUUCCAUGAAGACUUGUCCUAUGGGUCUUUUGAAGAACCCCAUUCAGAUCUGGUUGAUAUUGGAGGUUGGACAGCACCACCUCACAUCAGAGCCACUGAACUCCCCUUAGAUACUCCAGUGUCUACUGCAGGGGCUCCUGGAGCUGAGGGAGAGGACAUUCAGGGAUCUUGGUCUCCUAGCCCUUUACUCAGUGAGGCUAGCCAUUCUCCAACAGUAUUAUUAGAGCAGACCUCUGUGAACCCCUUGGGCAAUUUCUUGACUGAGCAAGAUUCUCCCAUAGAGGCCCCUGAACUUGGGUUCCCCAGCUUGCCCUGGCCCCCAGCUUCAGUUGAUGAUAUGAUAACACCUGUUGCCCCUGGAAAUCCUGAUGAGUUGCUAGUGAAUGAAGAUAAGCAGACCCAGCCCUCCACUCCAUGGUCUGACAGGAACAAGCCUUCUAAAGAUGGUAACUCCUUGGGUCAUACAUCAGCUACCCUGCCCAAAAACCCUAUCCCCACACAGCCCUCUUCAGCCUCCAUCAGUACUACCCAAGCAUCUUCAAAUCCUGAUGUGGUAGAGGUGUCGACAGGAUGGAAUGUGGCCUGGGACCCUGUGCUAGAGGCUGACCUGAAGCCUGUACAUGGUGAGCUGCGACCCACUGUGGAGGUGGCUUCUCCACUUCCUCCCAUGGCCACUGUGCCAGACAUCUGGGGCAGGGACAGCCCUCUUGAACAAGGAACUCCCAUCUUUUCAACCCCAGAACUGAGCUCACAGAACCUAAAAACUCCAGUAAUGCCUGGGACCUUGCUUUUGACAGUACCAACUGAUCCAAGGAACUCGGGACCAUUGGGCCAGCCUCAGACCCCUAACCCUGAGGGGACCCAGAGCCCUGGGUUGCUGCCGAGACCAGCUCAGGAGACUCAAACUAACAGUAGCAAGGACCCUGAGGUCCAGUCUUUGCAGCCCAGCCUAGUGGAGGAUGGCGCCCCUGCAGAUCUGCUGCCUGCCAAGAAUGCCAGUUGGCAAGUAGGAAACUGGAGCCAGUGUUCCACCACCUGUGGCCUGGGCGCCAUCUGGAGGCUAGUGCGCUGCAGCUCUGGCCAUGAUGAGGACUGCACCCUUUCCAGCCGGCCCCAGCCGGCCCGCCAUUGUCAUCUGAGGCCCUGUGCUGCCUGGCGCGCGGGCAACUGGAGUAAGUGUUCUCGAAACUGUGGUGGAGGUUCCUCUACAAGGGAUGUACAGUGUGUGGACACACGUGACCUCCGGCCACUGCGACCCUUUCACUGUCAGCCCGGGCCUACCAAGCCACCCACCCGUCAGCUUUGUGGGACCCAGCCCUGCCUCCCCUGGUACACUUCCUCCUGGAGAGAGUGUUCUGAGGCUUGUGGUGGUGGUGAACAGCAGCGUCUGGUGACAUGUCCAGAGCCAGGCCUCUGUGAGGAGUCGCUGAGACCUAACAACAGCAGACCCUGCAACACCCACCCCUGCACACAGUGGGUGGUAGGGCCCUGGGGUCAGUGCUCUGUCCCCUGUGGUGGUGGUGUUCAGCGGCGUCUGGUCAAAUGUGUGAACACUCAGACAGGCUUGGCAGAGGAAGACAGUGACCUGUGUAGCCAUGAGGCAUGGCCUGAGAGCUCACGGCCAUGUGCCACUGAGGACUGUGAACUGGUUGAACCCCCACGUUGUGAGCGGGAUCGCCUGUCCUUCAAUUUCUGUGAGACGCUGCGCCUGCUGGGCCGCUGCCAGCUGCCUACCAUCCGUGCUCAGUGCUGCCGCUCCUGUCCCCCACCCAGCCGUGGUGUCCCUUCCCGAGGCCAUCAGCGGGUGGCCAGACGAUAAACCGAGGCCUGGCAUACACCAGCGCACAUCCGAAUGCACAGACUGACCCAUGACACACAGACCUCAGUGCCCCACCACAGGCUGCGGUGGAGCCCCGCUCCUCGUGUCCUAAUGGUGCUAACCCCACCCCUGCACAACGGCAGGCUGGGGAUCCCCUGUCCUUUCAGAAAAGGUAUUUUUUUAUUCUAACGGGUUGCACAUUUGUUAUUGUUUUACAUAAAUGAGUUAUCUACCCUUUCA